AGAGAGAGAAUAGUCCGGCAGCAGAUGGAGGAGCAGGUGGCGCAGAAGUCCGAGGAGCUGGAGCAGUACCUGCAGCGGGUCAAAGAGAUGGAGGGCAUGUACGGCCAGCUGGAGGACGCUCUGGAGGACGAGAGGAGAGCGCGGCAGGACGAGGAGGCCGUCCGCAGGCUGCAGGCACGGUUGCUGGAGGAGGAGGCCGUAAAGAGGGCGGAGCUGGAGGAGUUUCACCUGCAGCAGCAGCGCGCCAUCGCAGAGACGAAGGCUGAGAAGCAGGAGCUGGAGAGGGAGCGUCUGAUCAAAGAGAACGAGCUGCAGGCCGCCAUGAAGCAGCUGGACCAGCUGGAGGAGGACAGGCAGGGCGCGCUGGAGCAGUACCAGGUCAGAGAGAUGUGGAUUACACUAUGGCUCAGUAGGAAACUGCAGGAAAUAGCAGACAGAAAAAAAGUUAUGAGCAGUUCCUCCCCACCCAUCACUUACUUAUUUGGAGAACAAUAGUUAUUUAGUAGAGCCGCAUUAAAAA
This is a messenger RNA of Notothenia coriiceps (black rockcod), 520 nucleotides long. Its product is annotated as switch-associated protein 70-like. The record is from RefSeq and is a predicted model, not a curated record. Gene Ontology annotation, cellular component: nucleus; cytoplasm. The transcript is spliced from 4 exons. Lineage: Eukaryota; Metazoa; Chordata; Actinopteri; Perciformes; Nototheniidae. The coding region runs from base 25 to 495 and encodes 156 amino acids.